UGUCAAUAAAUCAAAUCAUAACCUACAAACAUAAUUAAACAAGAUGAAAAUUUAAGUAAGGUAAUAAGAGUUAAUUAGGAUGAUUUUUUUAAAUAAUUUUCUUCUGAGACAUAGUAUCAAGUUAAUAAAACGCACAUGCACCAGCAAUAUAAGUGCUUUAUCAAGAGAAGAAAGAGUUCAAUUUUUAAGGAAAAUGGCUCUACCUAAAUCAAGAGAAAAUCCCAUCAUAAUGAAAUUGGAUACUCCAGAAUUUAAUUCUAUAUUUAACGAUGAAUUGCGAGCUCUAAUAUCCAUAUUUAAAGAAUACGGAUAUGAAAUCCGCAUAGCGGGAGGUGCCGUACGAGACCUUUUGAUGGGAAAACGACCGAAAGAUUUAGAUUUUGCAACAACGGCUACUCCUACACAAAUGAAAGAAAUGUUUACUUCAGAAAAUGUCCGAAUGAUUAAUGCUAAUGGAGAAAAACAUGGUACUAUUACACCUAGAAUAAACGAUAAAGAAAAUUUUGAGGUAACAACUUUAAGAAUAGAUGUAUUGACAGAUGGUAGACACGCAGAAGUCCAAUUUACAACAGAUUGGUUGCUAGAUGCUCUUAGACGAGAUUUGACAAUAAAUUCGAUGUUUUUAAGUUUUGAUGGUUCAGUGUAUGACUAUUUUUUUGGAUUGGACGAUCUUCAGAAACAUAGAGUAGCAUUUGUAGGUAAUGCUGUCACUAGGAUACAAGAGGAUUAUUUAAGGAUUUUAAGAUAUUUUAGGUUUUAUGGAAGAAUAGCUUUAGAGCCAGAUAAACAUGAAGAAGAAACUCUGAAAGCUAUUAAGGAUAAUGCUAGUGGAUUGCAAAACGUUUCUGGAGAAAGAAUUUGGAUGGAGUUGAAAAAGAUUUUAGAAGGAAGGUUUGCAGGGGAGCUCAUGGUAGUGAUGGUAGAGAAUAGUUUAGCACCUUACAUUGGUACAGAAACUAUAAUUCCCUAUAUUUUAUAUUAUUACAUUUUGUUUUUAGGUUUGCCAGAUAAUCCUGAUUUAUCAGAGUUGAGAAGAGUAUGGAAACAAAGUGGCCAUUUAAACUUGAAUGCUAUUACGGUUAUUUCUUCAUUGUUAAAGACUGUAGAUGAUGCAAAGGCACUCCAUUCAAGACUUAAAUUAUCAGCUUAUGAAAGAGAUUUAGCUUUAUAUAUAAUAGAAAAUAGAACACCUAAAUUACAUCCGAAACCGCUAAUGCCUUUUCAACAACAAAUCUUGAAAUCAAUUUCCAAACCGGAAAACACCAAGAAAAUGGCUGUGGAAGUUUUAAAAUAUAAUAAUUCACCUUAUUGGAAAGACUUGGAAAAUUGGCAAAUACCGAAAUUUCCUUUAAGUGGAAUUUUACUUAAAGAAAGAGGAGUUGAAGGAGGAAAAGUUAUGGGACUAGUAAUGACUGAAUUGAAACAUUUUUGGGCUGAUAAUGAUUUUAAUUUAUCCAAUGAAGAUCUGUUGAAAGAAUUACCGAGGGUGUUGAAUAUGAUAGCAGAUAGGAAGAAAAGAAAAUAAGAUGUUUACUUAUAACUGUGUUAAAAUAUACUUUUUCAUAUA
Messenger RNA from Diorhabda sublineata, 1567 nucleotides. Its product is annotated as CCA tRNA nucleotidyltransferase 1, mitochondrial. Gene Ontology annotation, biological process: RNA processing. NCBI's taxonomy places the organism in Eukaryota, Metazoa, Arthropoda, Insecta, Coleoptera, Chrysomelidae. The record is from RefSeq and is a predicted model, not a curated record. Gene Ontology annotation, molecular function: RNA binding; nucleotidyltransferase activity. The transcript is spliced from 4 exons. The coding region runs from base 80 to 1525 and encodes 481 amino acids.